Messenger RNA from Trichoderma atroviride IMI 206040, 1475 nucleotides. RefSeq lists its product as uncharacterized. The record is from RefSeq and is a predicted model, not a curated record. Lineage: Eukaryota; Fungi; Ascomycota; Sordariomycetes; Hypocreales; Hypocreaceae.
CGAACAAACUACUUUGUGUCUGUGUCUUGACUGCAAUGUGACGCGGAGUAUACUAAAAAGUGGCGAAACCUGUUGAUCCACCACCUCAAAACACCACAUCAACCAACUCCAAACAACUCAACCACUGCCCAGCCCUCACAGCCUCUCUCCAUGGCCCCGUCAAAAGCGCGCUUCGCCGCCCCCCUGCCGCAGCCCACGCGCUCCAGCACCCUCGAAUGGACGUUCCCCAAGCCGCACAGCCAGCUGGUGCUCACCGGCCGGUCCCGCGCCGCCUGGCACACGUCGUUUGUGAUCCCGUCGCUGAACCUGCUGCUGGACGCCGGGCUCGUGGUCAACAGCCAGCGCCCCAAGCACAUCUUCCUGACGCACGGCCACAGCGACCACACGCUGCUGGCGCCGGCCUUUGUCAAGCGCGACGACCCGCCCGACGUCUUUUGCCCGGCCGAGAUGCGCGACGCCCUGGACGACUUUGUGCUGGCCAAGACGCUGCUGAACCGCGGCGGCGAGAUUGGCGUGGAGGAUGCUGCGGCGGUUGGCCUGGCCGUGGACGAUGCCGUGGCUGCGCGCAGUGAGGCGCUGGGGAGGUCGCCGUCGGCCACGGCCUUUCUGGGCACGCACCGGACGCAUGCGCUGCAGCCCGGCGACGUGGUGCCGCUGCGACGCGCCCCGGGCAUCACGGCCACGGCCUUUCGCUGCCACCACCAGGUGCCCUGCCUGGGCUACGUCUUCAGCAAGACCACGCAGCGCCUCAGGCCCGAGCUCGCCUCGCUGGCCGGCCCGGAGCUGCAGGCGCUGCGCAAGGCCGGCGAGCAGCUCACGGCGCCUCACACGGCGCCCAUCUUUGCCUUUAUGGGCGACACGACGGCCGCGACGCUCGCCGAGGCGCCGGCCUGGCUGCGCGAGGGCAUCCCCGUCGUCAUCCACGAGUGCAGCUUCCUGUACGAGGAGCACCGCGCGCAGGCCGCCAAGACCAAGCACACGCUGUGGAGCGACCUGGAGCCCGUCAUCCGCAGGUGGCCGCGGACGACGUUUGUCCUGACGCACUUCAGCAUGCGGUACGAUGAUGCCGAGGUAGCCAGGUUCUUCAGGGAGAUGGCUGAUCCGCCGGAGAACAUGGUUGUGUGGGCGGACUUGGAGUGCUGAGGGGAUCAAGAGAGAGAGAGAGAGAGACUCCUUUCCCAGCAACACCAGCGGCAGAGUUCUGUGCCCAUGUUUCCCGAGCCGGGAGAGCUUCACCGCCAGAUGCACCGCCUUUGAUGAGCUGUCACUCGUGUUACCUGUUGCCGUGUAUAUGCGCAUCCCAGGUGCGUUGUAACAGAACGCCGGUGCUACCACAGAUGAUGCUGAGAUGAAAUGUCAGGGGGGGGCUGUGGGUGUGGUGCGCGGACGUACAUCAAACGGAUAAGAUGGAGAGAGAGAUGGAAGCUGUGAUUGCUGGGAGAAAUUAGAGGAAAACGACAGUGACGGUGUGUGUG